GGUAAAAGGUCAUACUUAUAUCCGGUUUCUAUAUUUAUUUACUUAUGCGUCACAGGAAAUUUAACGGAAUUCCCACAUUUAUAUAGGACAUUCAUUUCACAACAUGUCAGCAGUUUAAAAGUUACCACGGCAAUAUUUUGACGAAAAAUGUAUUUUUCAUGAUUGAUAAUUCAAAAAUGCCAUCGCCGAUAAAUGGUUACCAUCAAGACGAAACAGUGAAACCAGUAAAUGAGUCAAUGGGUCGCGAAAAUAUCCAACCGACAUCUGCAAGACCUACGUUUGUUCGACAGAGAAGUAAUGUUCAGAAAGUUGAGGACUGUGUUGAAGAUUUGUCAGAUGAUGUCGAUGGUACAAAGCCACAUAAACCACAUACACUAGAAACGAGUAAAGGACGUUCAGAAAAUGGAACAAAAAGUGUACAUUUUGCCAAAAAUGGUGCCUGUGGCUGUGGUUCUGAUGAAGGUAUUGACCUACGACCACCAGAAACACCAGACGACGAAGAAACAUCACUCACAGACGAUAAACAAAUCAAAAUAAGACAAAGACAAAAAAAGAAAAAGCAAAGGCGGCAACAUUGGAUAGCAAUCUGUAGUUGUGGAUUCUUUAUUUUCUUAUUAGCUGCUGGAGCAUUGUCUUUUGCUGUGUAUAGUCAUGUUCAACAAAAACAGAAUCCAAACAACAAUCAUGGCGUUUUGUUUUGUUAUUCCUGUGAUAUUGUCAAAGCCGAAGAUAUCAUUACAUACAAAGAAGACUACAAAAUGUGUUGUGUGGGAAAAGAUGCCAAACUGAGAAGCUCUGAAGUUAAGGCAUCACCAGUUACUGCAGAGAUAGAAGAAGGAAAAGAAACAGAGAGCCACCGAGUGCAGUUCCAAGAAAUUAGUAUAGAUGUAGACCGAUCAGAAGGAGAAUCCCUGGGUUUUAGAAUGUUGUCUGCAGAAUCUUCAAACAACCCAUCAUUUUUGAAUUUGAGGAAAACUGCAAAUACGGAGAUCGUAAUCAACGAAUCUGGUCUGUACAUGAUGACAAUGACACUGACAACACGUGCGCCAAGAUCCGAAACAACAGGUACUUACUACCGGUUUAUGGCUUGUCUGAAAUUCCAAAAUGACAAUUACCAAGAUGACGAAUGUCGUAAAAUAACUCUCCUUCCCAAUGUUGGAGACCCAUUUGAAAUUCAUAAAACUAUAAACCUGAAUAAAGGAACAAUCAUACGCGCAACAUCCACAAAUUUAGACUUAUUGGAACGCAAUGUGAUUUUAAACAAAAUGCAAAUUGUUCAGUUGCACAAAUCUUAAAAACGUUUUACUGUAUUUAUUGUAAUAAUAUAGUGUUUAGUAUUUUGUUUUUUGUUUUCAAUACGAACUCAAUAACAUUGUUACAAAUAGUACUUGUUACUUAUUGACAUGCCAUUCAUAGAUCCAGACAAGUUUUCCCCAUGUGUAUAGGUGCUUAAUUGGGAUAAAUGAAAACGGCCUUUGAAAAAUGCUAUUCCUGUAAAAUGUCCUCAGUUAAUUUACUGUCCUCUUCAUCCUCAAUGAUUGAUAUUUGUCUAAACAGUUACAUAUUUUAAGUUGACAAUUAAAAUGUGUCAAUGUGUUUAUCAUGAUUUUCGCCUAGUAAGUAAUAAUGAAAUGAAUUUAAUAUUUUGAGCAUUUUGAGGCAAGAAAGUAUAGAAAGAAACGGAACCUAAGCACAUAUUUUAAAAAAAAAUAUUUUGGUAGGACGACCUUUAUGAUUUAAACAGGUUUCUAAUGUUGCAAAUUCGCUUAAUUCAUAUUAAUAAUGUUAAAUUAAUACUGUUUUAUUCAAAAAAAUAAAUUGAUGUUUUUUUCUUCAUUUUUCUUUGUGUGUGUUGUAACAGUUAAUUGUACUUUUGUUAUUAUUUCCCCCUCUUGCUUGAAUAUUUUCAAAGCAAUAUAGGUACGCCCAUAUUAUAAACUUGAAAGUGUAAUUGCAAUGUCAGCUCCAAUGGGCAUGUGAAUUUUAUUUAUUAAAAGUCCAUGCAUCUGGUUACAAAAUUUCAUAUACGCGAAGAUAACUUAUGUCAUGAUUAUAAUACACCACAUUUCUAACUGAUCGUUGAAAUGAUUACACAUAUGAAACUACUAAAAAUACUCAUUUUAACCAAGUUUUAUGAAUAUUUAUAAUCUCUGCAUUUAAAACACGUUAUCAAAAGCAUUUAGGCUUAUUGUGUUAGGUAUGUGCUUGACAAUCAUGAUCAUAAGAACUAAGCAGAAAUAAAUGAAUGAUUAAGAAGUCUUCCAAGUACACGAUUGCUCAUUUUGUCUCAAGGAACAUUCUUUUUUUUAUUUAACCAGUUUACAACAUUCUAUAGUGGAUUUUUUAUAUCUAAAAAAAAAAAAACAACAAAAAAACUGCAUUCUGUGAAGAAUGUUUUUUGUUCAUCGUUUCUCACAGAAGAUAUUGUAAUAAUUUCAUAUUUGUAUUUGUCUGUAUAUGUAUAUUUAUAUGUUCUUCCAACAUGUAGAUGCCAUGAUAUUAUCUGUGAUAUAAUUAGUGUGUUGUUAUGGACAACGAUUCCAUUUUAAUACUCGCCAAAACUGAAUCAGCAUUGAAAAUACCAUACUGCAUGUACUAGUAUUGCCUCAUUAAAUUGUCUGUUUAAAUUAUUUUAUGCUCCAAGUUUUUUUUUUUUUUUUUUUUUUAUAUAUGUGUAAAUAGUUUGUUUCAUUUUUGUUAUAUUUGCUUGUAAAUUUUUAAUAUUGAACUGGGGUGUACACAUGCAGUUGCCAUCUCGGAUCUCAAAUUGUUGAAAGAUUUUUAUUGAAAUUUUCUGUCAGAGUUUAAACAAAAAUGCUAUUCAUUUGCAUGCAUUUUCAUUUAUUAAUAAACAUAUAAAAUUAAGGAAGUUAUAUAUUAUCCUGAAAUUUUAUGUAAUUCGUUUUGUUAAGAGUAAAUGUGCUCGGUUAUUUCCUUUUUUCUAUUUAUUUCAAUGACAACUAUCAAAAUUGUUUCAACAAUUUCCUGCCUUUUCUUUUCUUAAAAAAAUAAAAAUAAAUUUCCUUAUAUGUAUAUUCUAUUUCAUUGAAUUUUGCUUAACCUAUAAUAUGAGUUCAUUGCUAUAUUUGGACUUCAUUAUUUUAUAAGUUACGUAAACAUCAGAAAAUGUUAUAUUGUUUUAUUCUUAAAACCCCUUAAAGAUUCAAUGUUAAAUGAGUUAUUAUUUAUACUGGCUUGAAAAUAUUUGCACCUUAAUCUUCAUGUGUGUCAAGAUUGAGAUCACUUUUUAUCUAUGCAAAUUGUAAUCAAAAUAUUAUAAAGAAAACAUUUUAAAGCGUUUAUACAAUUGUUGGUUUAUUUUAUAAAGUAAGAUAUUGAUUAUGAUGUUAAAAUAUGCAAUCGUAUAUAUUACAUCAACUUAAUACCAUCUCGUCUAGAAUAUGCAUGAAAUAUUUGUCACUGGACGUUAAACAAACAAUUAAUAAAUCAACCUUAAUAUCAUGUAUAAUAUUACAAGGUUAAUUUUAUUAGUUUAUCAUACUCAUUACACUAAAAGGGUUGUAUGAUAAUGAUAUGUAGCUCAAAGAUACAUCAUAAUUUUGUAACCAUAAAAAGAGCAUUUUCAUUAUUUCAAAGAAUAGAGCUUUAAUUCACAAGUGCAUACGUUCGUUAAACAUUCAGAUGUGAGCCUUCGAAUUAUAUCAAACAAAGCCAGUUGACAUAAUAUAAAGGAUAUAUGCAUUUGUAGAAAAUGUCAUAGUUUUUGAAAAUCAUUUAUUGAAUUUGUUUAUUUUAUAUUUUAUUGAUAUAUGAAAUAAAAAAAAAUAAUAAUUUUAA
Mytilus trossulus (common blue mussel) is the source of this 3798-nucleotide messenger RNA. RefSeq lists its product as uncharacterized. NCBI's taxonomy places the organism in Eukaryota, Metazoa, Mollusca, Bivalvia, Mytilida, Mytilidae. The record is from RefSeq and is a predicted model, not a curated record. Bases 159 to 1295 code for a protein of 378 amino acids. The transcript has 4 exons.